Macrosteles quadrilineatus (aster leafhopper) is the source of this 899-nucleotide messenger RNA. Its product is annotated as trypsin alpha-3-like. Gene Ontology annotation, biological process: proteolysis. Bases 38 to 826 code for a protein of 262 amino acids. The transcript has 6 exons. The record is from RefSeq and is a predicted model, not a curated record. Gene Ontology annotation, molecular function: serine-type endopeptidase activity. Lineage: Eukaryota; Metazoa; Arthropoda; Insecta; Hemiptera; Cicadellidae.
AGACAAAUAAGAUUAAUGCUAGCAACAUCUUCUAUCUAUGGCGCCUAUAGUAGCAAUUGUGACAGUUUUAUUAUUUUUUUCCGCUUCAGAUGCAGCAUCUCAUGAAUCGUCAGCAGUAUUUAUUAUAGGUGGCAACUCCACUGAUAUAAAGCAACACCCGUAUCAGGUAGCUAUAUGGUCUAACAAGGAGUUUCGUGGUUCUGGAGCUCUAGUGACUAAACACUGGGCGAUCUCUACAGCUUCUAUACUAGUUGGGUUCGAUGCUGACACCCUCGUCGUGCGAGCUCUUAGCAGCCUGGCAGGUUCUGGAGGAGAAGUGUUCAACGUCAGCAAGAAGCUGAUCCACCCAAGGUUCCGCUUCAGCAACAUGACCUUCGACGUGGCGCUGCUGAGGCUGAGGAGGCCUUUUAUGACGUCAUCGUCAGCUGAUAGUGUGACGUCACUGUCGACAAUCCCAUUGGCUCGCACUUCACUGCCGUUUGAUAGCACAGCUGUACUUUCUGGCUGGGGUUCAACCACGAAGACGGCCAAGAUGUCAGAUCAGCUGUUGCAGACGUCGGUGAGUCCAGUGUGUUUGACAGAAUGUCAACAAUCAUACGAGAGGCGAUUGUUGCGAACUGUCUUCUGCGCCGCAGCUGAUCAUGUGUACGGGCCUUGCUGGGGUGACAGUGGGGAUCUGCUCGUCUACAAUGGUAAGUUGUACGGACUGUUAUCGUGGAACCAAGGAUGCUACGACCAAGCAGUACCCUCAGUGUUCACUGAUAUACACAAAGUCCGACCCUGGGUGUUCAGGGCUAUCAGGAGGCACUCUCAUCAGGAAUUGUAAAUAUUACAACAUACAUCGAUACUAAUGGAAAUAUAAAUUGUUUUAAAUACAGUAGAAGAAAUGCCAAUAAAGA